Molecule: messenger RNA, 14325 nt
Organism: Erpetoichthys calabaricus (reedfish)
Lineage: Eukaryota; Metazoa; Chordata; Cladistia; Polypteriformes; Polypteridae
Gene: ndrg2
Product: NDRG family member 2
Exons: 16
Coding region: 189-1295 (368 amino acids)
Biological process (GO): signal transduction
Cellular component (GO): cytoplasm
Source: RefSeq, a predicted model, not a curated record
ACAUUUUGACUUGGCUUUAUUAUUUGUGUUAGGAAGGAAAGACGAAGAGAAUUUUUAAGGAGACUUGGGGACUUGGGAAAAAAUAGACAGAUUGGAAAGAGCCAGAAGAAAAACAACACAGUGCUGAGUCUGCAGAACGGACGGCUUUUUUAUUUCGACAUAAAGAGUCUGGCAGUGAUUAAGUCACCAUGACAACAGAACUGCAGGAAAUUGCCAUUACUGAGGAGAAGCCUUUACUCCCAGGGCAGAUGGACCCAGUGAAGGAAGCAGAACUUGCUGCCAGAAUUCUGCUGGAUCAAGGGCAGGAGCACAGCAUUGAGACCCCCUAUGGUAUGAUCCAUGUAACCAUUCACGGCACCCCAAAAAGCCGACGCCCUGCCAUUUUGACCUAUCACGAUGUUGGACUGAACCAUAAGAACUGUUUUGAAACCCUGUUUAAGUUUGAAGAAAUGUAUGAAAUUACCAAAAAUUUUCUGGUAUGCCACAUUGAUGCCCCAGGACAGGAAGAGGGGGCUGCAGCAUUCCCAUCUGGCUAUCUGUAUCCCUCCAUGGAUCAACUGGCAGAAAUGAUCCCUUGUGUUCUGCAGUAUUUCAAUUUCCGCAGUAUAAUUGGAGUUGGAGUUGGAGCUGGGUCUUAUGUCCUUGCCAGGCACAUGCUGAACAGCCCUGACACGGUCGAAGGACUGGUUCUGAUUAACAUGGAUGCAAAUGCCAAAGGAUGGAUGGACUGGGCAGCACAUAAGCUGACGACUCUCACCUCGACGCUUACCGACAAGCUUCUUGCUCACCUUUUCAGUCAGGAAGAACUGUCCAACAGUACAGAGCUGGUGCAGACUUACAAAGAAAACAUCUCGCAUGCCCCCAACAUGUACAAUAUAGAACUUUUCUGGAAGAGCUACAACAGUCGUCGGGACCUUAAUAUCGAUAGAGGAAGCUCUUUAAAAUGCCCAGUCCUGCUAGUGGUAGGAGACCAAGCUCCUCAUGAGGAUGCUGUGGUGGAAUGCAAUGCCAAACUUGAUCCUACACAGACUUCCUUCCUCAAGAUGGCUGAUUCUGGUGGACUUCCUCAGCUCACACAGCCUGGCAAGCUUACUGAAGCCUUCAAAUAUUUUGUGCAGGGAAUGGGAUACAUGGCUUCUGCCUGUAUGACACGCCUGUCUCGAUCCCGCACAGCCUCCCUGUCCAGCUCCUAUUCUAUUGAUGGAACACGAUCUCGUUCCCGCACCCUGUCCCAGGGCAGUGAGGCCGGCCAGGUGGCUUCAAGCCCCUCCCAGACCAUGGAGGUUUCCUGUUAGAGAGGACCCCCUCCUGGACACUGCCAGGAACUGCAGUGAGUCCUCCUCGGAUCUGAUCUACUGUACCAACGUGACAAUGUUAGCCAUCUCAAAGGAAGGAAACUGCAUUACUACACAAGAGUUACUCACAAGAGGCAUUUUAAAGAUCAACGAUCAAAGAAAUGUUAUUUUUUAUUGUUUCUCUUUUGUUUGUUUUUAUUUUCUUUUUUGUUUGUUUAUUUUUGGGUGUUAAUAGCUCUGUGUGGACUUCAGAAUAGGUCUGGACAGAUUGACCAUUCAGUGAUACACAUUAUAUGACAUUUUUAUGAGGAUGACAAAGCUUCUUAUUUGUAGACUCCGACUCCUAUUCAUCCCUAAUCAGGCAGACAUUUUCUUUUAAAACCAUUGCCUUUCUUGAUGAAUACAUACUCUGAGUCUGAGUUUAUUUUUAAUAGAUGAAGUAACUGAUUGAUUGAUUGAUUGAUUGAAUAAUUAAUGGAGGUACUGCACUUACGUUUGCUGCCUCACAAAUCUACAGCCCAUGAUUCAAAGCCCGGCUUGAUCACCGUCUCUUUAGAGUUUGCAUGUUCUCCCUCUGUGCAUGUGGGUGUUUUUCCGGGUGGUCCUUUUUUUUUCUUUUUCUAAAUCCCAUAAAUGUGCAUGUUAACCGAACUGGCCUGGUGUGAGUAGAUUGCCCUGCAUUGGACUUGUGUCUUGGUUCAGGGUCGACUCCUACCUAGCGCUUAGUAAUCUAAAUAUGCUACGUUCCCCUGUUCAGAAAAUUAAAUUAAGCAAUCAAUCAAUUAAAUAAUUUUCCAGGCAUAAAAGAAAGUAAAUUUUACAAAGUCUCCAGUUAAAAAAAAAAAAAAUGCAGACCUAUUCUAAAUUUUGCCACAAGAGUUUUAAACACUUUUUUUAUAACAACAAUAAUAAUAUUGGUAGUGAUUAAAAUUAAAUAAUAAAAAUAAUAAUGAUUAAAUAUUAUAACUAUAAUAAUUAAUAAAAUGUAAUUUUCAUGCUCCUUGCUCUUUUUAAAUCUAACUUUUUUGGCAACAAAAUGGUGCAUAUACAUACGUAAAUAUAUAUAUAUUUUUUCAACCAGAAAUGUGGCAUGUUCAUUUACAUUAACUUUACUUUUAUUGUUUGUUUCUUGGAAGCAUUCGGCCCUUUUUUAUUUCCCCUAUUUAUCUCUCUCACUCUCUGUUUCUCUCGCUCUCCCACAUUCUGUCUCUAUAAAUGCAUGCCAUGUUAUUUCUUUUUUUUUUUUAUUAAUCCAGGCAUAAUUAACAUAAAGUUAAAAAUGAAGCAUAGAACUGGGGUUUUGGUUUUUGACAUUGGACUAUUAAAAAUAAAACCUAAAUGAUUAGUGCUUCCAUUAUAUUUUGUAUGCUUAUUACAAGGGGGAGAUCAAGUGUAGAGCAACUUUGUGUCAUUUUUAUAUAUGUGUCUACAUAUAGUCUUCUCCCCAUGGUCUGGUUUGUCUGUCUGUACGUUUGCUCACCGAAUUUGGCCUUUAAGGGGAGCUGCCAGUGGAGGGGGGGGGGAGCAUUCUAAGGUAUUGGAUUAAAAAACCACGCAUGUGACACAGUCAGAUCACAGGUCAAAGAAGAUCCAACUCCUUAUAAAAUCCGGGCUUCUUUAUUUUAGUUUAGAAAAUGUUUUCCUGUUGUGGCAUGGAAACAUGUACAUUGAAGGCAGUUUUUCGAAUUUUUGCGGCUCACCUCUUCUUCUAUGGAGUUUCCAGUUUUGAGGAUAUGUUCAACAAGGCUCACUAGCCUGUAAAUGUCCCCUUCAAAUGUAUAGUCAAAAUGCAGCAGUCGGGACUAAUCAAUCUUUAUUUUAUCCAGCACACACUUUCAAAGUUUAACUAAGUGAAUAAUCAUGAGGAGAUGAACACGUAUAAACAACAGGGUAACAUUUGAAGGCCACUUCAUUUCAGACCACCAUGCAGAUGCGCCUAUGGCAGAUCACCUGCUGUUUUCGUGCAGCUUUUUAUUUCUGUUCAUAUUCUGUUGGUAUUUAAAGGAUUUUUUAAAAUUUGUUUAUAUUUCUGUUAGAUAAUCAAAUAAUGAGUCUCUGCUCUUUUCCUCCCUUCUUACUCAUUACUUUUUAGGCUGUAUCUUUUAAGAGCCCCAUUGGUGGGUUAAAUGGAGCGCUCCACUUUACACACUCUUAAUUUGUCAUCAUCAGCAUCACUUUUGCUUUCUUCCUUUCACAAAUCCAUCUUAACAAGAGAAUCGAUGAAGGCAAGCAAUUUUAGGAAAUGAAUUGCCAUAUGUAGGUGAGAAGUGGUCCAAAGUGAUUGUCUGCACUUUAACUGCACCGAGAACCUUUAGCAGACUACUUUCUAAUUGUAUUUUUCUUAACUUUCAAUACAGAACUAUAAUAUUAAACUUUGUAUUCACCUGAUUCAUGUUAUUACUUUUUCCUUAUUAUCCCCAUCUAAUGUAGAACGUCACUUUCUCUGGUCCACCAUAUGAGCAUUUCCUUUCCAUGCAAGUUUUUAUUUUUUCUUCCUUAUUGUUUCUGACAAUAGAGCUACAACAAGCUAACAAAAUCCAUAUAUUUGUUUUUAAUAAUCCAAUAACCUGAAGCAGAUUUUCAACACAAAUCCUGACAUUCAUUAUAGCAAACCAGAGAUAACACUUUGAAAUUUGAGACAUGUCAAUGUCAGUACUUAUGUGUAACUUAUAACCUUGUUCUGAAAAAUGUCCUGCUGUGACUGUACAUACUCGACAAAUAUACAGUAUGUGUGUAGCCCCUUUCUUGUGAAAUUGAACCUCGUUACUAAAAGAGGACCAGAAAACUCAUGAUCUAAAAGUUACUAAUAUUAAUAAAUGAAACUUAACAGUUUAAUAUUGGAAUGUGUCUUGAAUCUUAUUGUUUAAGAAAUGCACCAUUUCUUUCUACUUACAUUCUAUCCGCUUGACUUAAUGAUAGCUUAUGAUUGCAACGAACAAAACAGUCUACAUAGUACCAACAGGUAUUUCUGGAGAUGUCCUGAGACAUUCAACACAUAUCAUUUUUCCCGUGUGUUCUGGGUGGGCCUGUAGGAAUUCUCCAAGUAGAGUGUUCCCAAUACACUUCCGAUGGCAGGUAUCAAUGGGACAUCCUCAUUAUAUACCCAAAUCACUUCAGCUAGCUAAAUAUGGAGAGGUAGUAAUUCUCCUAAGUCUGUCUCAAAAGUGUUAGCCCAGCAGCUCAGCCCCAAAAUGCAAUGUGAAGUCAGCGAUGUAGGCUCCCCAUCGGUAAGGCACUAGGUGGUGGGCACAUGUGAUGGCUUAAGCAAAAUGGACUUAGGCAUGCUAGACAUUAACAAUGGUAACCUGCUUUUGGAAUGUGAAAUUUAAAUGAAUGCUUGCUUUCACUCGUCACUUGUAUAUUUUUGAUUUAAAGUUUGGAGUCCACCAGUGUGAACAGUCUGCAUUUAGAAUCAGUUUUCUUAUACAACUGUGCAAUCAAUUUGAAGAAAUCCUCCCAUAAUAAAAAUAUAAAGUUGCCCUUUGAGCCCCGAUGCUGUACACUAGGGACUUUUUUCGUGCUCAUUCACCAACUGAAAUAUAAAGAUGUACUGUACUGUAUGUUUUAAGAACUAAGGUAACAAAUGAGAAUAGAAUAUUCAUUUUAAUAAAAUAAGUUAUUUAAACAAAUAAAAGGAUGUAAUUUAAAUACACAUGCACCAUACCCAGACAGUAACUGAAAAUUUUUGUAUUAAAAAAACAUAGUAGUAACUGAAGAAUCCCUGUUUCUAGAUAUUUUGGUCUGAAGGUUUUAUUUGGGUCCACCAUAUUAUCUUCACUGCAUCUACUGUAGGUCUAGCUAUGCACUACAUUUAAAUGUCUAGCAUUGCAAAACCCAAUAUUGUGUUUUUCCAAUUUGUAAUUCUCAUUAAAGUAAGCCAUCUUUUGAACGGCUAGUAAGUUCAAGAUAAUGCUGCCUAAUACAGUCCCGAUAAAAGUACUAACAUAAUUGAGUUUAUAUGUUCUCAAUUUGGGUGGCCGAAGAAAAACCCAAUGCAGAUUUGACAAAAAGUUCACACGGCUGGUCUAUGCGCAGGUUCAGAGUUAUGUGAGCUGGGUGGUUUGUGUUGCUACAAGUCAUGUGGUAUGUUUCAGCUGAAUUUUGGCUGUUGAUUUUGCUUUCAGCAUUCCAUGUUUUGGCUGUCCUGGAUGUACUGAAGAACUGAUAAGGAUCUAGUGAUCACCGUUGCCGGUGUAUUAAACUGAAAGUGCUGGAAGUUCAGUCUAAUAGGCCAAAUAUACUGAAUAAGGCUUUGUGGGACGGUUAAUACAGAUAUACAAGCCAUUAACCAAAAUAUUAUUUGCACCGAUAGCAUGUGAGGUUCAAAUAAGAUUUCCAACUCUCUGAAUUGAACUGAGGCAACAUCACCUGAUGCAGGAUAUCAUGCAUGCUUAGGCCUAGUCUUAUUCUUUUCUCUUAAAAAGUGUUUUACAGUAUUAACUAUGAAACAUGGGAGUAUUGGCAAACCUACCAUGAUCCUGAUGGCCUUUAUAAUUUGAACAGGAAACAAGAAAUAAUUUACUCAGAAGACACUUAUAGAUUCUUGUUGAAUUCUGUAGCACAGCGGUUCUCAAACUGGGGUCUGAAGUGGCUUCGGUGGACCGUGAGAAACGAUUGCAUAUUUAUACUAUUUAUACUUUUAUAAUUAUUAACCUUUACCAUCCGAGGGGAAGUAAGUGACUGAGCUCUGUCGUUACCCCCACCACCUAGACCCGACCACUAAUCCGCUGUUCCAUUAUUCGCUGCCACGCAUUGUUUUCUCACCGUUAUCACUCGGCACAAACCAGCCCUUAUUAUUUUUAUCAUAAUCAAAAAUUAUCGAUUCUUUCGCAGAAUCAAAACAUUCGCGAACUGUUUUUGUAUAUUUUAGAAGCAAAUAAGAGCACUAAAGGUGGAUACAGAUAAACAACAUAUUUUACAUUUUUUUUUUGGUUUUAAGUGGUGAAAUUGCCCGCUCAACGCAAAUGAAGUAAAAAUGUUCAUAAUGCGACAAAUUCAAAAUAAAGCGAUUGCUAAGAGGCGGUUUAAAAAAAUCAACGAAGAAAGAAGUCUUGAUGAUCUGGUCGUUCCAUUGAUUUUGUUUUGAAUAUAAUUUUGCAUGUUGGAUGUUGCAAAGAUGGCUCUAAGAGUGCUGAUUCCAUUCACAACCACCUAUGAGUGCGAGACGGCUUUUUCCACACUACUUACUAUCAAAACAAAAUCUCAAAACAGAUUAGACGUGACAAAUGAUAUGAGAGUUGCGCUGGCCAAAACAAAGCCAAACACAGAAGAACUGGUUAAGGCAAAGCAGAUGCAUCCAUCCCAUUCAAAUUUUAACUAAUAUUUUCUGAGUAAAUAAUUGUUUGUCAAAAAAUGUUUUAUUCACAGCAGCCUGCAGUGCCGCAUAGUGGGUAUGUGGCACCCUUGUGCAAAGUAUUUGGUGCCCCCAAUUUUCUUGAAAUAAUAUUGAUUUUUUAAUUUUUAAUAAAAGGGUCUGCGAGCCAUCGAACAAUUUUUAAAGGGACCGCCACGCAAGAAAUUAUGAAGACGUUUGAGAACCGCUGCUGUAGCAUAUUGCCAUUGCAAAGUUCAAGUCCUACGUCAUGUUGUAACAAACUAAUGUUGAAGAACAUAGCUGUUUUCCCAGUGGAAAAUAAAGGAAACUCCAGUUUCAUCUCAUCACACACGGUAUUAAUAUUGAGACAAAAGCACUGCAAAAUUCUUGUUACCUUUAUUUAAAUAAGAUAUCGUUCAAAAUGGCACUCUCACAUCUGAAAAGCAGACUCUGCACUAGCAGAAAAAUGCUUAGCUGAUGAUGAAGAAUGAUGAUCUGAGAUGUUGAAGGAAAUCAGGAAAACUUGAGAGUUUCCUCCAGGCGUGGUUCCCUCCAACUUAUUCUGAGUUUUGUCUCAGAGUUUCAAUCCAACCUUAAUGCUGUAGUGUGAAAUGUGAAAUUUGUGGCCAACAACUUGAUUGACAUACCUGGGGAGAACACUAGUCUGUGUGGUUUAUUAGGAUGAAGAUGUGUGCUUUGCCAUAAUGUAUUGUGAUGUCCUGUGUUGUCUUGUCUGUCUUUGAAUGCCACCCCCCAACACUACCCCCACCACCCCACACAUAAUGUUUUUGUUGUUUUUCUAUUAGAUACAAUUGCAGGAGAGCUGAUUCAGACUGUAAAGAGGGAGACAUUUGACUUUGUGAAAGUAAUGUUGCUACUAAAACAUUAAUUUUGCAGUUUUAUCACUAAGGGCUAAAUAUACAUUUUCCUGUUUAAUUCUGUGGCAAGAAAUGUUAGGUUUGAAAGCCAUCAAGGAGAUACAGUAUAGUAUGUAUUAAUAGUAUUAUUUCUAAAUGGAAAGCUGGGACUCCCGUGGAGCUCAUUUUAACAUUGUUCAUGUUUUAACAUUGACAUGCUGGACUUGUAGGAAGCUUACAACCAGUAAACUAUUGCCAGUUAUCUUAAUGUCAGGUGGCAACUGAGGGGUGUUUCGCCCUUUUUGGUGAUUUGCAACAGCCUGUUUAUUAGAACGGAAAUAAGGAAUUGUUACAGAAUUUUUUUUUUGUUUCUAUAAUUCAUUAACUGUGUGGAAAGAAAACUGUAAUGAGAAUUUACAAUACUUUGCUGUCUUUACACUUAAAAACACAACAAAUAUAUUAACAAGAACAACAAAUUCCUAAACAUGGUUAUAGUUCUUUGCAGUAUGUUCAACAUCACAAAAGCAUAUUUGUUUAUUUAGAAUAUUUGAAGAAUUCUUUAAAUCCUGAUAUUACUGUUGCAGGCUCAAUGUCAAUGUUGUAGACUCCCUAAUGCUACUUUUACUUUUGUCUGUGUGUGUUUAUAAUGAUUGCAUUAAUUGGGUGAUAAAAUGUAUAUUUUACUCUGAAAUGUUCUGAUUACAGUCUUAUCUUUGAAAUAAAAUUUAGCUUUAUGAAAAGCUUAAUUAGGGAUGGUGCUACCACACAGCUUCAGGGACCUUGAUUCCCAGCCAAGUAGCUGCCUGUGUGGAGUUUGCAUGUUUUCUGCUCUGAUUUCCUCCCACAUCCCAAAGACAUGCUUGUUACAUUUGCUGAUGACCUUAAGUGGCCCGGUAUGAUUGAGGGUUGUAGUAAGUAGUAGACUGGUGUUUCAUUUAGGCUUAGCUACUGCUUUGUGCCCAGUUUGGCUGUGAUAGUGUGUUUAGAAAGUAGAGUGACAUACUUUAGUAUCUGAUUGUUGUGCUUUGUCAUUAAUGUUCCAUAUGACUACACAAUUCAGACAUGACAGGAAAUUACUUCAUGGUAAUUUCUUGAGGCCGAUUUCAUUAUUAAACAUUGAGAUAAAAUAACAUUUAUAUAGUAACUACAGUACAUUUGAAAGUAUAAGCUGGAAUUUUGUGAAUUUAAAUAAUUGAGAUUCCAAAAAUAAAGGCUCCAGACAGUUUUUUUUUCUAGACAGAAUAAGUAAUAUUUCCAUUUUCAGAAAGUCAGUACAAUUUGGUUCCACGGGUAUAGUCUUAGGCAAGAUCAUCUGCAUUAUGGAAAGUUAUCUUUCAUAUGUCAUCACGCCUAUGACAUUGGCGAUUUACACAGUUGUUUAUGGUGCAUCAUAUUGGAGGCAGAUGAAUACAGUAUCCAUCAGUAAUCUACACGAUCUAUAAAACAUGGACAUUUUUAUAAAUAAAUAUUGCGAGAGCAUCCAACUCCACCCUUUAAACUUUUGUAUGUCCACACUGCUACAUUUUUGUUUAAAAACAGUCAUUACUCUCCGUUUUCGCCUUACGUCCACACUCCCCAGCGUUUUCAAAACCCCCUCCAGCACCAUAUACUUCUAAAAAUGCCAGCUUAGCAUUACAACGUGAAUGGCUGAAAACACAGACUCCGAUUGCACAUUGAUUUGUUUGUGCUUGUUAUGUAGCCUUUUCCCCAAUUGGAUCCUGUCCAUUACAACAACUCACUCCCUGAUGGAUCACCUUUCUUUGAAGAAAACCAUAUUCCAACAUAGGGGACAAAGAAAGGUUACUUUCCAUGGUUCUUGUUGUCCUGCAUACCUGUAUGCACCUAAAUUGAAUUUUGUACAUUUUGAAUGCUGCAUACAUCCACAAAAGGCAAAUACUUUACUAGGCAAUAUAGUUUUGUAAUACAUGCCAUGGCCAGCAGCAGUUCCAUCCCUUCAAGGAUUUUUCUGCCUUUGCGGGCAUGUCCAAUAUAGGCGAACAUCUGCGUGGUAUGCAGUUUUGGUCCUUUUUAUAUGGCCCUUAAGUAUUAUUAUGCUUUUCAUAAACGAUGUGAAAACGCUAGGGUGGACAAAGAUAAUUUUUGUUUAAAACCACGGUUGUUAAAUGAAAAUGUAGUAGUGUGGAUGUAACCUUAAUUAAAUGAGCAGCAUAUCUGUCCAUUAGAAAUCUCUUCAUAAUGGCAUGGGUUACGCUGCAGAUAUUUUACGAUUACGAUGUACAAAAAGGUGUCACUUAGUUUCAGCUUCAAAUAAAUUUAAUUUAUGAGUUGUUGUCUUAUCUUUCUGAUUUAAAGCAUGUUUCUAAUCCUUUCUUUUUUAUUUGAAUUUAGAGUAUUUUCUCAAUAUUUAUUGAUUAAAAGCAUUUUAACUAAAAAGAAUAGGCACAUGUAGAAUGUAUACAGUGAGAAUUGGAUAAAAAAAAUCUACAACCUUAAAUUGUUCACAUACUCAUUGAUUCAUUUUUCUUCAUCAAUACAAUUAUAAGCCAUGUUUCCAAACAAUUCUGUGAACAAUUACUCAGCCUAUGAGAACAUGUAAUAUAUUUUAUUCAUGGAAAAUCAAUUGCUUUAAGAAAACAAGAAAGGCAGUUCUAAGCAACAAUGCUCUAUUGUGAUGAGCUUCUCAAGCCUUUCAGAGCAGAAGAUUUAACCUUCACAGUUCUACUUUCUUUAAGACUAAGGCUGAAUUCUUAAUGACUAGCAUAAAGUAUUCACUAAAUCUGUCCAGUCUAAGAAGUUUAGUGAAGUUAGAAGCAAAGAAAAAUUAGGGUCAGAUAGUCAGAACAAUUCAAAUGCCGUCUGUGUGACUGCAUUGGAACAUAUUAAUUCACGCUCACCUACAGUAUUUAGUUUGCAUUAUUAUUAUUAACCCCAUUUCUAGCAUUGAGAUUAAUGUGGACUGGGGUGUCAGCCAUUCUUUACAUUUCCACCUUUCAAAAUUCUGACAUUUUUUUUCUUUUUCUUUGCUUACUACAUCAGUGUGAUCGCUGAAGUGCCUUAUACUGAUUAAGAAGCUGCUUGAUCUGUGAAAUGAAUACAACAGUAGAUCCAAUCACGUAACAGCAGUACAAAUAUCAAAUAAUUAAUAGGUAAUAAAAAUUAUGUACAUGAGGACAUUUCUUUGAAACAAUCAUAAUAUUUAAUUUGCACUUUCAAGAUAUUUUUCAUAUAUACUGAAAUUGAACAUCACCCAAUUGAAAAAGGGGAUAUUACUGUUAAGGUCACAUUCAAACAGAAAUACCAAUCAAAUGAUCAAAAGCCAUCAAAAUUGUAUACCAAAGAAAAUUAAGCAGAAGGGGCAUUUGUCUGGAAUAUUUUAGGUGUGUAAAAGCAAAGAAUAUAUCUACAAAUAUUCCAAAACACGCAAAUUGUUUUUCUCUUACUGAUGGAUUGGCACUCGAUUAUAAGUGCUUCAAACAUUUUUUCCUUUAUACAUAUGCACAGUGUUACCUAUUUUUGCCCUGAAUUUGCUUAAUGUCCUUUUCCUAAUAAUUGUCAGGAGCCUAAAAAACAGAAUGAGAUACAGGGAUGUGGUAUUGAGUGGGCAUGGGAUGGCCAAUGCCGACCCAAAGCGUCAUCUGUUCACUCAAUGAGAAAGAAAAAUCAGCAAAUAUAAAGUUUUACAUUUUUUUAGCAUUUAUUGACCACCCCUGGAUUGACAUCCUAGUAACGCCACCAAGGGGUUGGCACAGUGACACGUUUAUCGACCCUGCUUCACAGCUCUGGAGACUUCGGUUUCAUUCUACAAACAAGGUUUACGGUUUGUGUGGAGGUCUCUGACAUCUGCAAGGUUUUUUUCCAGGUACAUUUCCAGCUGCAUCCUCAAGAGGUGAAUACUCAUGUAAAGACCCUAUAUAUACACGAGCAUAUCCUCCCAUCCACACAUAGGGAAUACCUUACACCCAGUGCUGCUAGACUAGGCCCAGGCUCCCUAUCAGGAGUAAAAUGAAAGAAUCAGUUAAUUUAAUCAUUUAUUUAAACAUAUUUUGAAGGGAACCUUGUCCCAUUUUUACACAUAGACUUAUAUUUCUUAGAGACUCCAUACUGCUUUAUACUAUAUUUUAAUAAGCUUAAGUUGCAUCUCUCCAUUCCAUAAUAGCCCAUUCAAUAUCAAAAACCAUCUUGUCUUAUAAGCACAUUCUUCCCAUUCCCUUGGCUGUAUUAGACAUUGGAAAUUAACUUCUGACACAAUGUUUGUUCAGAACCUUACAUUUUAUGUUUGCUUAUGUACUGUAUUUCAGACAUAGAAGGUAAUGAUAUUUCAAACAAAAUUUUCAAUAUGGCUGUAUUAUUUGGAUUUGAUGACAGUAACUAAUACAUCAAUGCACAAAUUUUAAUACGGCUGAAUCAUUUGGAUCUGAUGACAUCCAUUAAUAUAUCAGUACACAGCUUUCAAUGUGGCUGUAUUGCUUGGAUUUGAUGACAGCAAUAUAAAGUAGCACUGCUACAAACUAGCUGUGGAAAUGAACAGAUAGCUGCCCUUUUCAAAUAUUUAUUCUUUAUUGACGAGUGACAAUUAAAUAACUUUUUUCCAAAACAUAACACGGAUAUUUAAUACAUCAUAUACAGCACAGUACACUGAGACAUAUGCAUGUUUUAUUUCACUUAAGAAGAGAAAAAUGCUAAGAAUGAAAAAUUAAAUAAAAAAGCAGCCUCACUCUAGUUACGACAACAGCAAAUGAAGGCAGGUAAAACUAACGGCCAGUUGUUAGUUCUGUUAUCUGUGUGCUUCCUGGAAAGAAGAGAUGAGAUAUUCAUUAGAAAGUGCUAUUUUGAUUGGGGAGCUGUAGGCUCAUACACAUUGUAAAAGUUAAUAUGUGCGGGAUUGAGGGAACAAUAUUGAAUUAAAUGUUUAAAUAUAAUAUAGUAAUAAUUAAAUAUUGAAUUAAAUUACAUGUUGAGUGUUCCUGCAAAACUUAUCUUCUGUUCAUACUCGGAGGUUAUCACCAGCAUUGCAAAUUGUACAGAAAGGACCCCCUCCUGAGUCGAUGCAACAAGUGUCACGGCAUAAAGGCUGAGGUGUGUGGUCAUGAGAUGUUAGGGUGCGCUGCUGCCGGUGGUAGAGACCACUUCAGGACAGCCCUUAAAAGAAUCAGUUACCUUCUCUUAAUAACAUUCUCAAAUAACAACAAAGUGACUUUUACAGUUUGUUAUUCUUUUAUUAUAAAUAAACUCUUAAUAACACUGACAGUAAAACCAGGGUGCCACCUUGUAGAAACUAUUUGGGUUAUUGACUUAAAACUCCUGCCAAAUGUUACAAAACGCCUUUGGCUACAUCUACACCACUAGCUUUUCUUUUAAAAACACACACAUUAGUCUCCAUUUUCACCUUUUGUCUACACAACUGCUGUGUUUUUAACUUCUGAAAAAUGAGACUUGUGAAAGUAGAUAUUACAAUUUACAGUAGUCAAAGGGAAUUAAAAGCAGUUUGCUACUUAAUUAAUGUUAUUGUUUGAAACAUUUUCUUUUUUGUUGGAAGAAAUCAGUAGGGUUCAAAUCUUACUGUUCAUCAAUGUCUUUAAAUAGUUUAGAUAGAAAAUCCAUUAGUUUAAAAAAAUGUCAAUGAUCAUUUGCUUAAUUAUAUUGUUCUAGUAAUUAGGAGAUGAGGUGAUGUUCAUUUUUUUCUUGCUGUAUUGUGUAUUAUUUUUAUUGUGUGAUAAGAAUGUUUUAAUUCAUUUUUCAGUGUUACUGUGCAUUCCUCAUUCUAACACAUGCUUAAUUGUAUUUUUACAUUUUGCUCAGAUUUCAGUCAAACAAGGCAAGCCAUCAAAAGGGCUGUUGCUCUCAAACAGAAGACAUAAACCAAGCAGAUUUACAGAGAGGGAGAGAGGGGGAGAUCUAAAAUCAAGUUGUCAUAAUGUCAUGCUAUUGCACCUUAACGAAUGCCGUAAUGCAUAUUAGAAAUACUCCCUUUUUUAUUGUAAAUUUCGUACGAAGGAAAUAGAAAAGUUGUCUUAUUGACUAACUAUCUAAACCCAAGGCUUCCUCCCAGUUGUUGAAACAAAAAGACCUGAUUGAGUCAAAAAUGUAUAUUUCACUUGCAAUGCUGCACAUGACUACUUUUUGUCAAAUGCAUCAUUUAUAGCAAUAAGCAUCUAUCUGACAAUCCUUCCCACCUGGGUAACGUUUAGCAAAGAUGCCUCAGUUUUUUUUUGUGCUUUUCAGCAAAUUAUAUAACGAUUUCAAUGUGUAUCUGGUUCAUGGUUUCAUAAGCCUUCAAAGCAGAUGGAAUUUAUUGAGCAUCUCUUGAGAUUGUUACAAUAAUUAGUUGAGCUGUGCUUGCCGGUGAAUAAAGAAAGAAGUGUUAAAAAGUCAAGACUAUAAAUACCUCUGCAAUCUGUUUCCUUCAGAAUGACUGGAAUAUAAACACCAUUAAGCCCCUUGAUUACAUUAUAAGACUGUCAGGAAUUAAUUAAUGUGUUCAACAACAUGUUAAAAGAAUGUUAAAAUAUUUUUUUAAUCUUUAAUAAUGUAAUAUUACUCAUGACGAAUCGUUAGUUUAAACAUGUGAGAUGUGAUGUUAUAAAUUGGUGGAACUGGACAGCUGUGGAUUUCUCAAAAGUCCUCUCAGUUGCUUGUAUAUUAAUCUUAACCUGUUUUAAAUAUUUUUUUCCCUCUUUUUUUAAAUCACAAAGGAGUUUUGUGGCUGGGGUGGGGGGAGUGUGUCAUUUUUGUACCAUUUUUUGUGACUUGCAUAUCUGAAUGGAGUAACCAAUAGCAAUCAAUUUCCUGGCAACUGUGCACAUUUUAGUAUUAGCUACUAAAUGAAUCAAUUGACUGUGUGAUUAAUCUGUGUACUAAUAGCUACAAUAAAAUCUGAAAGGGAAAACAGGAUUAAGAA